Molecule: messenger RNA, 2054 nt
Organism: Rhodofomes roseus
Lineage: Eukaryota; Fungi; Basidiomycota; Agaricomycetes; Polyporales; Fomitopsidaceae
Exons: 2
Coding region: 125-2002 (625 amino acids)
Source: RefSeq, a predicted model, not a curated record
GGACCGCUGCCGUGGCCUGGAAGAAAAGGUGCUACCCAUCAUCCAGAGGAUCGAUGGCCUCAAUUCUGGUAUACAGCAAUGCCAACGACGUGUUGCACUAGGCAAGGCGAGGCAUCUGCAAACCAUGAGACGCUUACUCUUGCUCCUCCGUGUCUAUCAUGUGGUUGUCUGGCGCCAUACGGUGGAACUGAAAACGAAGCUUCGCCGGACGACUCAAGACUACACGGAAACGCUAGAGACGCUAUCCGUACUGUCUGCCGACCAUGAAUCUCUCCUGAUCGGCUACGAAGCAGCGCUCGAAGACGGCCAGGACCUCUGUCAGGAGCUUGCCUACCAGCACGACAAGCUUUGCGAAGCAGAGGACGAGAUCGCAGAAUGGCAAACCGUAGCGGAAGGCGUCUGCUUCAGCCAUACUCAAGAAAUGAACGAGUUCGAAAUGACCAAGGCUAACAUGUCGAAGACUAUCUCCGAUCUGCUGGUUUUCCUACACUUGCUCUGGUGGUUCUCGAUGGCUCUGAAGGCUGAGUUUGCGGCUCGCGGUCGCUUGGAUCGGGAGGAUAUACUGGCACUGCGGCGACGCCUAAUGCUCGUGGAGAAUGCAAACUUCGCCGUUGCGAAGGCGUUGGCAAAGUGGCGGGCCUUGUACGAGGAAAGCGAGGUGGCUCUCCAGGAAGUGGUCGAACUCUACAGCCAGCAACGUAUUACCUAUCAGGCUCACUCUAGGCAGCUCCUGACUGGCUUGCUACUUCUCUGGCGUUACUCUCGGAAUCUUGGUCAAGAACUCUUCGAUGCUCGUUUCCGGAUGUAUAUGUGCCCUGUCUCCUGCCGACGGACUAGCGAUGACGUGUCUCUGCUUCCUGCCCCGCAACCUCCCCGUGCGCUCCUACUGCCUGCCGACAGCAUGGAAGGCAUCAACGAGUCGGAUCUUACGGCUGAACAGAUACUGUCGCUACGGUUCUCUCGGACAAACAUCGCCUAUGCCUCGCUCUCCGUGCAGUACGAGCUGCUGCACACUGAGCUAGAUGACGUCUACGAAGACCUCCGGGAAGCGCAACAGGAACGCGUCGCUGAGAAGGAGAAACUGCAGGCCGACCUAAGCGACGCACGCAAGGCCAUCGAAGAGCUACGCACAGCCAGCGGGGCUGAGUCGGGGAAACUCCGCAGCGCGUUAGAUGAAGCGGAGAAGACUAUCAUGACGCUCCGUGCUGCGAAGGAUACCGCCGAGGAGGAGCUGAAGAACAAGCGUAACGAGAUGGUCCUGGCGCGCGUCACGGUCCAGCAGAUGCGCGCGGAGGUGGAAGAGACCAAGCGCAACCUCGAGAGCCGGGUCGUCGAGUGGAGCGCAUUCGCCGCUGGUUCUGGUCGGCCCAUGCUCCUCUCCGAACCUCGCGACGAUGGCGACUUUCUGGCAGCCGCUGGUCAAGGCGUCAUUCCACUCGACCGCCGGCAGUCUCCCCCGAUGUUAAUGGAGAGGCGGGACCGUACGCCUCUUCUCGACGCCCCCGAGAUGGUUACGCACCCUCCAAGCGCAUCCGCCCCGAUCGAACGCAGGAUGCCUAGCGGAAGUAGUAGCAGCAGCCAGUCCCACUCCCACCCAAGCGGGCUUGCUCUCGCGGGCUUGCAGCCGCCCAUGGUAUGCACUCCCUCGCCGUCUCACGCGGUCUCCUCCGUCAUAGGCAUGCCCGGUGCGAUCGACUUCCCCGAAACCCCAGUUCCGUUCCGCCCCAACAUCAGUCUUUACAGUGGAUCCCCUCACCCCAUCGUACAGCCACGACCUGUCUCUGCGCAACAGUCCUCGACCCUCUUCGCCCGCCCGCGGUCUCCCCGUCUUGUGAUCGAGGCGAACUCCGACUCGGACGACGAGUCCCCAGUGGCCUACGACUCGGAUAACGAGUCUCCUGUGAUCACCGACUCGGACAACGAGUUCCCUGUGGCCUCUGACCGUUCGUCCAGUCCGGAACAGGGAUACUUCACGCCGGCUUUGCAGGCUUCGGAAUUCUAACUUCGUUCAUCUCAUCUUGCCAGUCUUUUGUUCUGUCUUUCGCUUGGUCAUC